Messenger RNA from Clonostachys byssicola, 690 nucleotides. The record is from the annotation of a GenBank genome assembly. NCBI's taxonomy places the organism in Eukaryota, Fungi, Ascomycota, Sordariomycetes, Hypocreales, Bionectriaceae.
AUGGCUUCAGGAACCCCUCCACCCAAUUACUACGGGAUUCUGGAAGUUUCAGAGACCGCAACUACACAGCAGAUUCGCGAUGCAUACAAACGCGCUGCGUUGAAGACUCACCCAGACAGAGUCGGCUCAGACUCCCCCGAGCGAGCAGAGAGGACACGAAAGUUCCAGCUCGUCAAUGAUGCCUACUACACUCUUUCUGAACCCGCCAGGCGUCGUGACUACGACGCCCAGCGCAAGCUCUUCAACACAUCCACCUCAUCAACGGCUGAUCCCUUCGAGGACCCCGCCGAGGAGGUGCCGCAGGGAGAAGGCCAGAACGGAUUCUCUUGGGCAUGGAACUACUUCACGAACCAGAGUGGAGCAGAGCGGCAGCGAACGGAAGACGCCCAGUUCGGCAAUGUGUUCGAGGAGAUGAUGCGAGAGGAGGGCAUGGCCGAGGAGGGCACUAAUAGGCCAACGAGCAAGUUCUGGAGCGUCAUUGGUGGAAUGAGCGGCGGAGCCCUGGGCUUCAUUGUUGCCAACGUACCUGGAUUGGUUGCUGGUGCAGUUGCCGGGAACAGACUCGGCGCAGUUCGUGAUGCGAAGGGGAAGAGUGUCGCAGCCGUUUUCCAGGAGCUUCCGCAGGAUGAUAGAGCUAGGCUCCUUAGCCAGCUUGCUGCGAGGGUUUUCAGCCAUGCAGUUGGAAUUUGA